AUGGACGAGCAAACCUUCCAGGCAUACUUCAACCUCGUCAACUCCGGCAACAUCGUCGCCGCGGCCGAGAAAUACUACAAGCCGGAAAUCUACCUGCUGGACGACGGCCACCACUACGACCACGCACGGAUUCUGCAGCUGAUCCCGCUGAUCCAGUCGCAGAUGAAGCUGACCUACCACCUGGUCGGCUACUACUCCAAGACCGAGGGCAAUGCGCUGGCGGCCGAGGUCGACGUCGAGCUGGUUGCCCUGGUCGAUGUCGAUCGCAAGCCCUUUGCCGACGCCGGCUUCCCCGAGGCCUUUGUGCCGCUGAAGAAGGGCGAGCGCGUGCUCUCCCACCACUUUUACAAGUAUACCUUUGAGGGGAAGAAGUUUACUUCGUCUAUUGGCUAUACUAAGAAUGAGAAGGCGUCGUCAUUGUAUAGAUAG
Molecule: messenger RNA, 429 nt
Organism: Capronia epimyces CBS 606.96
Lineage: Eukaryota; Fungi; Ascomycota; Eurotiomycetes; Chaetothyriales; Herpotrichiellaceae
Exons: 1
Coding region: 1-429 (142 amino acids)
Source: RefSeq, a predicted model, not a curated record